AUGCGCUCGCAGUUAUCUGAGGACUGCUUUGCUUCCAACCAAUCCCUUACGUUACAUCGCACUAUAGAGAUGCUACGAGCGUCUGCGUCGGCAAUCCGGGUGCAUCGCUGCCUAUCAUGUGCACACGUACACCCAGUUAUCCAAGGAAUUGGAGUUUCAUACGAGAUCCGAAUCGUUCAAGUUUUCCAUUUUGGACCAUCGGUAAGACGCGGUGGAUCAGUCAUGUCCGGAGCUGAGGCUGACGCUAAGGAUGUCGCUUCUGAGCAGAAGGAGCCGGUUGCUGCCGAUGCAGCUGGUCCCGAAGUAGCCGAGGAGAGCCGUGACUCUGCCGCCUCGUUGGACAAUGACGAGAAGUCGUACUCGGGAUCCGAGGAGAAGAAUGGCGAGAGCGAAGAUGGUGGAGAAGAUGAGGAAGGGGGUCACGACGAAGAGGAGAGUAAUGAGGCAACAACCGAAGAAAACGGCAAGGAAGGCGAAAACGGCCACGUUGAGUCAACCGACACCAAUGGCAACGAUCGCAAACGGGUGUCGGACGUGGGAGUAGGGGAGGCAGCUGAGGAUGGUGCUCCCGCACUGAAGAAGAAGAAGGGCGAGGAGGAAGAGGUUGGCGCUGGAGAUGCACCAGCGGGUGCUGUUGCAGCUGAAUGA
This is a messenger RNA of Necator americanus (New World hookworm), 648 nucleotides long. RefSeq lists its product as uncharacterized. The coding region runs from base 1 to 648 and encodes 215 amino acids. Lineage: Eukaryota; Metazoa; Nematoda; Chromadorea; Rhabditida; Ancylostomatidae. The transcript is spliced from 7 exons. The record is from RefSeq and is a predicted model, not a curated record.